Molecule: messenger RNA, 393 nt
Organism: Cetraspora pellucida
Lineage: Eukaryota; Fungi; Glomeromycota; Glomeromycetes; Diversisporales; Gigasporaceae
Source: the annotation of a GenBank genome assembly
AUGAAUGAUCUACGAGGAUUGCCUACUUCCAAUUUCAGACAAAUAAGUAGUAAAAUUGAUAAUCCUAUGGAUGUGAGAGAAUUUGUAGAUAUCGAUACCAAUGUUGCUUUUGAGAUGCCAUCUGACGAUGACAUAAUCUGUAAUAUUAGGAAUAAGGAUGACCAUCUCACUAAAGAAGAAAUAUUAGAACUAGCACUUAAAAUUACAGAUUACAAUGCUUUGAAAGCUUUGGAUUUAAUUAAAAUAUAUCUUUUACAACAACCUGAUAAUUUUAUAGCUACUGAUAAUGAUAGAAAUACUGUUCGUAAGUUGAAAAGAAGGUUUUAUGAUUCUCUGCUCUUUGAAAAAAGCAGGUUAACAUUACUGAAUUUUUUUGCAAUAAGAACUAAAUAA